CUCUGUCCAAGAAUUAUGGGACUCGCGCUCUGCGGAGGAGAAGAGCAGAGCAGAGAAGAGAAGAGAAGCGAAGCGAAGCGGAGAGAAGGGGAGAGAAGAAACGAGAAGAGAUGAGAAGAGAACAGAAGAGAAGCGGCUGUAGCUCCCCGAGAGCAAGCGCGACCCAUCACACACCUGCCUCCGCUCCUUGUGCGCCUUGCAUCAGUAUAAUGAAAAUGUUGUGCAACGACACACACGCUGCUGGCGGUGAAACCCCGUGUGGCAGGGCAGGCGCGGGUGUAGGCAGCCAGCCACCUCAUAUUUCCCUCCCUCCACUCUAGCCACCUCCAACUUUUCUUCACAUCUCCGUCUUCCACCAACAAACACCUCCUGCUCGUCUAUCUUCAUCAGCAUACCGUCCGUCGCUUCAUCAUCUCACCGUCGCUGCAUCAUCACCAGACACCUCCGCCAACAUGCGUUACGCCGUUGCCGCUGGCGCCCUCGCGCUCUUCCACCUCGCUGCCGCCGAUGCCACCGUGACCAUCACUGAGGUCUCCAUCCUCAUUCCGUCCGACUGCGUGGCUAGCCCCACCGUGGCGCCGGUGCCCUUUCCGAGCAGUGGGACUGCUACGACUACCGCCCAGUCUACCUCCGUCGUGGAAUCGACUGCAACUGUCACUGGCAGCACCAGCACCAGCACCAGCGUCGCAUCGACUGCCGCCACCACCGAAGUGGUACCAACUGCUCCAGGUCCAGUAACCUCCGAGACUCCGUCGCCAUCUGCUCCCAGCACCGAGGCCGGUCCAGCGCAGACCACCUUGUCCACCAGCUCCACCGCUGCUACGGGAGGCACCGCUGCCACGACCACGACCACUGGUCCCGCGAGCAGCAACGAAGUCAGCCCAACACAGGCCACUUCCACCAAGGCUCCGCCUGCGACUCAGACCGGAGCCGCCGACGUCAAGAAGCCAGGCGUCGUUGGUCUUGCUGCCAUCAUGGCGGCCCUCGUCUACAUCUGAGCGCAUGCGAUUGAGGAUCGGAGACCCACCCACUCCUUGUCCUUCUUUUCAACGACAUUCACGGCUGGACACGAAUUUGCAUGAGGAACCACACACACACGCAGCGUUGGUGCUAGGGGCGUCACAGGGCGAAUGGACGAAUGGUAUACCCCAUUUCGUGCAUGGUUAAUUAAUCACAGGGCAGGGAGCCCAAAAAUUUGCAUUAAGCGAGGAACAGCAGCAGCCCGGCGAGGCGAUGGAUGUGUAACUGUAGCUUUGAAAGUAAGGAUUGUCCCAACCAAAU
Sphaerulina musiva SO2202 is the source of this 1281-nucleotide messenger RNA. RefSeq lists its product as uncharacterized. The coding region runs from base 453 to 998 and encodes 181 amino acids. The transcript has 4 exons. Lineage: Eukaryota; Fungi; Ascomycota; Dothideomycetes; Mycosphaerellales; Mycosphaerellaceae. The record is from RefSeq and is a predicted model, not a curated record.